Molecule: messenger RNA, 1607 nt
Organism: Triticum aestivum (bread wheat)
Lineage: Eukaryota; Viridiplantae; Streptophyta; Magnoliopsida; Poales; Poaceae
Exons: 3
Coding region: 2-1573 (523 amino acids)
Molecular function (GO): protein binding
Source: RefSeq, a predicted model, not a curated record
AAUGCCGAAAGGCAAUCCAGAUGAUAGGAUCAGCAGCUUGCCCAAUGGCAUCCUUGUCAACAUUCUCGACCGACUCGAUGUCUGUGCCGCUGCCAGAACCAGUGUCCUCUCGAGACGGUGGAGUCAGCUUCCUGCCAUGCUCUCACGGCUUACAAUCAGUGCUUGGGACCUCCUGCCUUCAGAAAAUAAAACCAGCUUUUGCAAUGCUGAAUUGGUUCGGACGACCGCUGCAGCUGUGGCCAAAGAUUUGGCCAAUGCAGCAGUGUCCAAUGCUGAAUUGGUUCGGAGGAUCAAUGCAGCUGCGGCCAAAGCCUUGGCCGAUGCAGCAGCUGUAGCCAAAGUUGUGGCCAAUACAGCUGUGGCCAAAGUGACAAAGAGCAUACUGGCACGCAGGGAUCCGGGUGGAUGGCCCAUUCGUCUCUUGAGCAUGACGUUCUACUUGAUAGACGAUGUCCCCAUAUCAGUCGGGCAUGCUGUUGGCAAUGCCAUGGCAACAUGCAAGGUUGAGAAGGCCGAAUUCACUGUUCUGACAGAGAAGGGACGCUUAGAGUGCACCAUUGACGAUUUGGUGAAAUACGGGGCACGGUUCGUGUCAUUUUUUAAUGAGUGUAUGGAUACAUUUGCUGGUCUCACGUGCCUCUACCUGGCGAAUUUGAGAUUUGCUGAAUCGGACUUCGUCUCCAACAUCCUCGUCACUUGCAAGCGAUUAAAACACUUAGGUUUUCUCAAUUGUGACACAGAGAAUUGGAUGGCGUUCCAAAUUGAACACGCAGAACUCAGUGAGCUCAGUAUUGUCAAUUGCCGUUUUGACGUGGUCAAACUCGACUGGGUUCCGAAGCUCACUUGGUUGGUGUUUGAGUUUUGGAUGUCUUUCAAAGAACCACCACUGUCAUUUGGCUAUGUCCCAUUGCUCAAUGUUCUGAGUGUUUCAAAUGUUGCUCUUAGUUGGCAUGAAAUGGUCGAGUUAAGUACAUUUCUUCAUGAGACCUCUGUUCGAGACCUGAGCUUGGGGUUUAAAUGCGAAAAGAUUUGGGUUCAACCAGAGUGUCUGACCAGAUGGCUGGCAUCUGUGUUUCACCAACUAAGGAUUGUCAAUCUUGUUGACAUUCCUGAAGGGCAUGAUCUCACCUGGACAAUGUUCAUUCUGGAAGCGGCGCCUUCCCUGGAGGAGUUCUACAUGACGGUAAUGGAUCAUCCUUGUGACAUGCAAAUGGAUCAGGAGAAGAGGAAGACGAAGUCGUAUAGCGAGCACAAGGGUGUUGAGUGGGAAUCGCCUGCAUCGAAUUUCAAGCACCACCGUCUGACCAAACUAAUCAUCUUCUGUUUUCAAGUGAGUCAUGUCAGGCGUGUCUUGAAAGCGGCGGUGAAUCUAGGGGAUGUGUACCUGUAUGAUAGACUGACAUGCAGCAAGUGCCGAGGCGUGGAACCUCUAAAUCCGAUAAGGUUCCCGGAGACAAGUAAGCACAGGUGUUGGGUGGAGAAGCAAAUCAGAAGGGGUAUCGAAUCACUUGCCAGAAUCCACUUCCUGACUACUGCUAAAAUAAGGGAGGAUCAUGUUUCAAGGAUAGUGUAGUGUUUUCCUUGGAAGAUUCUUUGUGUGGGUUCUG